Messenger RNA from Diutina rugosa, 855 nucleotides. RefSeq names its product chitin deacetylase (gene CDA2). The record is from RefSeq and is a predicted model, not a curated record. Gene Ontology annotation, biological process: ascospore wall assembly; carbohydrate metabolic process. The transcript has a single exon. Gene Ontology annotation, molecular function: chitin deacetylase activity. Gene Ontology annotation, cellular component: prospore membrane. Lineage: Eukaryota; Fungi; Ascomycota; Pichiomycetes; Serinales; Debaryomycetaceae. The coding region runs from base 1 to 855 and encodes 284 amino acids.
AUGAAGUUUAACGUGAUCACAGGUGUUUUGUCGGCGGCUAUUCUCGUGUCGUCCAAACAACCAUUCCCGGACUGGUUGAAGGAUUUCACUGGUUUGGACGAGUGGCCAGGGUUAGAUCCCCCUUACAUCCCUCUUGACUUCAUCAACUUUGACAAAGUUCCUGACGUCCCGUUGCACGACCAAGGCGAUUGCUUGGGUGUGAGGGAUCAUUGCCUGUUCGAUUGUUACCACUGUGUGACGUCUGAUGACGUUUACACAUGCCCUGUUCUCUCGCAAACGUUUGAUGAUGGGCCUACCCCUCACACGAUUCCCUUAUUAGAUGCCUUACGUUCACCGACUACGUUUUUCACGUUGGGUAUCAACGUUAUCCAAUGGCCCGAAAUCUACCAACGAGCUGUUCGAGAAGGUCACUUGAUGGCCUCGCACACCUGGUCGCAUGGCUUUCUUCCUUCUUUGACUAAUGAGCAAAUCGUUGCUCAAAUCGAGUGGUCGGUUUGGGCAAUGAAUGCCACUGGAAACCAUUUACCGAAAUGGUUCCGUCCACCCUUUGGCGGCAUGGACAACAGAGUUCGUGCAAUCUUGCACCAAUUCGGUAUGCAACUGGUUCUUUGGGACUUUGAUUCUUUUGACUGGAAGUUGCUUCUGAAUGAAGCAAAGGCCCACGAACAAGCAGUGUAUCGUGACCUACGCCGGUUCAAAAACGAAAGAAAGAACCAGGGUUUGAUUUUAGAGCACGACCAUCUGAAACAAACCGUGGAUGUGGCAAUUGGAAUCAGUCGCAGUAUCUUAGAUUCCAGACAGUUCAAAGUAAAUCAGUGCGUCGCUAAUCCCGUGAGUUAUAUCCGUGAAUACUAA